UUCGAUUCCAAGGAGUAAGGGGAAGCUGCAGCUCCGGGCCUGCAGCUCCAUACUAUUGGAUUACAAGAGCAGUUUCAUUUUUAAGACGAUUUAAAAACAUCAACUCUGCUGUGUGCGUCUAUUGGACUAAAUCAGUCUCCAGUGGACUGGUGAAGGCACAGGCUCUAAAAUGAGUUUCAAUGAGAAGAAAGACGAUGGGGGUUCUGUGCAUCUUCAGCCACAGAAAGCAGCAUUUACAGAGCCCAGCUGUGUGUCUAUGAAGAGUAGCAGCUCUAUGUUUGAGCCUCUCAAAUUCAGAGAUAAAACAGUCACAUCUCAUGUCCAAUUGCAGCACCAGGAAGCAGCAUGCCCAGAGCCCAGCUGUAUGUCUAUGAAGAGCGACAGCUCUAUGUUUGAACCUCUUAAAUUUACAAAUGAAUCAGUGACCCCUGAUGUAAGGGUGUUUCCUCACAAAGCAGCUUGUCCAGAACCCAGCUGUGUUUCUUUGAAGAGCAACAGCUCCAUGUUUGAACCUCUUAAGUUCGAAGAUGAAAAACUAAGCUUUGACUUCAUGCUUGAGAAGACUGAAGCCUCGGAGAAACCAAUGCAUGAUGAAUUGCAGAGAGUCAAGGGCCAACACAAAAGCAGCAUGAAGAAAAAAUAUGAAACAUUAUUUGAUGGAAUGAGUCUACAAGACAACGAAACCCUUCUUAACAGUAUCUAUACACAGCUCUACAUAAUAGAGGGAGAAAGUGAGGGGGUGAAUGAAGAACACGAAGUUCUAAAUAUGGAGAAAUCAGCCAAAAUGAAACACUCACAAGACACUCCAAUCUUCUGCAAUGAUAUUUUUACAGCAUUAGCUGAAGCUGGAUGUGAGGAGAAAGACAAUAUCAAGGUUGUUCUUACUAAAGGCAUUGCUGGUAUCGGUAAAACCAUAUCUGUACAGAAGUUCAUUUUGGACUGGGCUGAGGGAAACUCCAAUCAGCAAGUAGAUUUCAUGUUUGUGUUUCCAUUUCGAGAGCUGAACUUGAUUCAAGAUCAACAAUACAGUCUUCACAGACUUCUGCUGGACUUUUAUCCUGAGAUCCAAGAUCUGAACACAAAGAUUUUUAAGGAAUGUACGGUUAUGUUCAUUUUUGAUGGUUUAGAUGAAAGCAGAAUACCACUGAUGUUUUCAGAUGGUCAGAAAGUUUGUGAUGUGGCUGAAAAAUCUUCUGUCGGUGCGUUGAUGUCAAACCUGAUGAAAGGAGAGCUGCUUCCUUCUGCUCUCAUCUGGAUCACCACUAGACCAGCAGCAGCCAAUCAGAUCCCCUCAAAAUACAUCAACCGACUAACAGAAAUUCAGGGAUUCGAUGAGCCUCAGAAGGAGGAAUAUUUCAGGAAGAGAGUUAGUGAUGAGCAUCAAGCCAACAGAAUCAUCUCCCACAUCAGAAGAGCAAGAAGCCUCAACAUCAUGUGCCACAUACCCGUCUUCUGCUGGAUCUCAGCCACUGUGCUUCAAAACCUCCUGAAACAAGAUGACAAUGCAGAAAUCCCUCAAACUCUGACUGAGAUGUACAUUCACUUCCUGCUGAUUCAGAUAAACACGAGGAAUCAGAAAUAUGAGGAACGAGAUCCAGAGAAACUCCUGCAGUCCGGCAGAGAAGUGAUUGUGAAACUUGCUGAAGUGGCUUUCAAACAGCUUAUGAAGGGAAACGUGAUGUUCUACGAAGAGGACCUGAGAGAGAGCAGCAUAGAUAUCACUGACGCCUCAGUAUACUCUGGGAUCUGCACUGAGAUCUUUAAGGAGGAAUCUGUAAUUCAUCAGAGGAAGAUCUAUAGCUUCAUUCAUCUGAGCACUCAGGAGUUUCUUGCUGCUUUCUAUUGGUUUCAUUGCUACAUAAACAGACUCAUGGAACCACUUAAGUUCUUUGAUUCUCUAUACUACUUGCUCAGAGGGAUAGUAGACAAAGCGAUAGAGAGUAAAAAUGGACACCUUGAUCUGUUCCUGCGGUUCCUGCUAGGUGUCUCAAUGGAGACCAAUCAGAGACUCUUGCAGGGUCUAUUGACACACAAUGAGAACAGCUCAGAGAGCAUCGAGAGAACCACACAGUACAUUAAAGAGAAGAUCAAAGGUGGAGGUGGACUCUCCACUGAAAGAUCCAUCAAUCUGUUCCUCUGUCUGCUGGAAGUGAAGGAUCAGACGUUGUCCAGAGAGAUUCAGGAUUUUGUCAAAUCAGAGAAGCAUUCAGAGAAGAAACUCUCUCCUGCUCACUGCUCAGCGGUUGCCUACAUGCUUCAGAUGUCACUGGAGGUGCUGGAUGAGCUGGAUGUUCAGACAUACAACACAUCAGAUGAGGGUAGAAGACGACUGAUACCUGCUGUGAUCAACUGCAGAAAAGCGUUUUUUGCUGGGUGUAAUCUCACUGUCCAGUCCUGUGAAAUUGUUGCAUCAGCUCUACAAUCCUCAAACUGUGUCUUGAGAGAGCUGGACCUCAGUAACAAUGACCUUGAGGAUUCUGGGGCGAAACUGCUUUCUGAUGGUCUGAAGAGUCCAAACUGUCACCUGGAGAUGUUGAGGUUGUCUGGCUGUAUGGUGACAGAGAAAGGCUGUGGUUUUCUGUCUUCAGCUCUGAGUUCAAACCCUUCACACUUGAGAGAGCUGGAUUUGAGCUACAAUCACCCAGGACCAUCAGGAGUUCGGCUGCUCACAGACAAACUGCAUGAUCCAAAAUGCUCACUCAAGAUACUCAAUGUGAGUCAUGAUGGUCAUUUCAGAAUUACACAAGGACUUCAAAAAUAUGCAUGUUCUCUCACACUAGACCCAAACACAGCAUACUGUCAUCUCAUUUUGACUGAGGAGAACAAAAAGGUUACCUAUGUGGAAGAGCAGCAGUCAUAUCCCGAUCUUCCAGAGCGAUUUGAGCACCAGGAGCAGGUUCUGUGUCAAGAGGCUCUUACUGGACGCUGUUACUGGGAAGUUGAAGGGACUGGGAGAGUUGAUACAUCUGUGACGUAUAAAGGAAUCGGCAGAAAAGGAGGAAGUGAUUGUAGGUUUGGAUACAAUGACAAAUCCUGGAGUCUGUACUGCUCUAAAUAUAGAUACACUAUUUGGCACAAUAAUAACAUCACUGACAUCCCUGUACCUUCACCCCCCUCUAAUAGAGUAGGGGUGUAUGUUGACUGUCCAGCCGGUACGCUUUCAUUUUACAGCGUUUCCGACAGACACACACUCACACACUUACACACAUUUAACACCACAUUCAGUGAGUCGCUCUAUGCUGGGAUUAGGGUAUAUCCUGAUUCUUCAGUGUCUCUGUGUUAAAUAUGAGAGUAAUAACAAGAAAGCAAACACUUAGUUUAAAAUUCGACAGAAAAACCACGUUAAGUAAGGAUUAACUGAUGACGGGCCAUUAAAUUAUUAGAAAAAAUUAGCGGAAUUAUACUUAGUGGAGUUAUUCAGUAGAUCUAUUCAGCUUAUACGACUGUUCCUACAUCUAAAACACUGUCCAGAUGUUUUUUUUCAAGAUAUUUGUCUGGUCUUUGUCCUCAAAACACCCCUUUGUGUUUUAGAUGUAAUCGAAAAUGUUAUAUGGAAUGGAAUGCAAUCAAACCCUACAUUUAACUACCUGAAAAUAAUUGCACAACAUAAAAUGUUAACCAACCAA
Messenger RNA from Danio rerio (zebrafish), 3626 nucleotides. Lineage: Eukaryota; Metazoa; Chordata; Actinopteri; Cypriniformes; Danionidae. The record is from RefSeq and is a predicted model, not a curated record.